Molecule: messenger RNA, 1125 nt
Organism: Elaeis guineensis (African oil palm)
Lineage: Eukaryota; Viridiplantae; Streptophyta; Magnoliopsida; Arecales; Arecaceae
Source: RefSeq, a predicted model, not a curated record
CCCGCCCCCAUCCUCUCACUCCGGGCUGGAGAACGGCGCCAGUCUUUCUCCAGGUGCUCCACUAGGUUCGUUAGUGCCAUUAUUAAAUUCUUCAAGGUAAAGGAGUUGCAGGUACUUUGUUAAAGUUUCAUGGGUUCCCGUGUGAUAACACCUGAAGAUGUACUUGAAUCACUAAUGAAUGAUGGCACUAUUGAUGCUAUUAGACUAAAGAUUAUAAAUCAGCUAAAGGCCAAUGAAGAGCUGAAGAACAAUACAAUUACGAUGGUGGAGCAAAGUAAGGUUCUAAACACUCCUGGUGCAGAGAAACAGACCAAGCGAGAGUUAUUUGAUGCACUUCGGCGCGAACUUGAAACUCCGGUGCUCGAAAAGGCUUCGAAAGCAGUUUGGGAGCUUAUUCUUGACAACAGUGGUUUGGGGAAAGAGAUCAGUGAAACUGUUGAGAGAGUUUACUGCAGGCUGAGUGGCCAUGAGCUGGCGCCAGUGCCACCUCCACCUUCCACCAGUGAUGUCCAGCUGGAGAAGGAGAAAGAAAUGAAAGACAAGGGGGAAGGGGAGAAGACCAUGGAGACGGAGAAUUCUGAAUCAUCAUCAAGGAAGAGGACCUUCAGUGAGAUGAGCGCUCAAGGAACAGAAGUAGAUGCAAAUGGUAGUGUCGACCAGCCUCCGGUUGUAUCAGAUGAUGGCGUGUUACCAUCUGCCAACCCAAAGACAUGAUCAAAUUGCAAUUCAGCCUGUUAUUUGCAGACAAGCUGAAUUUAGGACCUUUUAGUAGAAAUUAUGACCCGGUAUUGACUUGAGGAAGCUUGACAUGUAUGUUCUGGUGGAAUCUGUUGCAAUUGCAAGGCGCAGCAAAUAUUCGGCACGGGUCAAGUCUUGUGAAGUGUAUCAUCAUGAGGAUGAGUCUUCAUGAUUGUGCUUUUGCGCUUUGCAUUUGCCUGCAUCCAUGUGUUUUGGGAGGGCUUGGAGGUAGUUUCAUCUCCCUCUGGAAAAUUAUUAACCACCCUCUCGCAGGUGUUUAGUUACAUUCCAUGGACAUUAUCAAUGUAAGUGUUUGGCAAGCUGCUAUUUUAUGACAUUUGUCUUCCAGAUGAUUCUAUUUGAAACCCAGAAAUGUUCUUGAUUCUA